Molecule: messenger RNA, 1677 nt
Organism: Exophiala bonariae
Lineage: Eukaryota; Fungi; Ascomycota; Eurotiomycetes; Chaetothyriales; Herpotrichiellaceae
Exons: 2
Coding region: 1-1677 (558 amino acids)
Biological process (GO): shikimate metabolic process; chorismate biosynthetic process
Molecular function (GO): shikimate 3-dehydrogenase (NADP+) activity
Source: RefSeq, a predicted model, not a curated record
AUGGGAUCGUCCACACAGGCGAGACACUUUGUUUACUUUGCAGGUGGAACUGGCUCCUCCUCAAUUGCUGUGUCCGCGCACGACUACAUCUCACAAUGUCUGGGAAAGGACUGGAAAAUGAAAGUGCUGGCCACGGCGAGCCUAGAAGAAGUUGUCACAGCUUUCCGAGCUCCUUCAUUCGCCGGUGGUAUUAUCACCAUGCCUUUCAAGAAAACGAUCAUCCCGUAUCUUGACGAGGUAGACGAUUUGGUCGCCACCACGGGCGCCUGUAACGUGGUUUACCUCACACCCGAAGAAAAGCUGCGUGGUACGAACACCGACUGGGUAGGUAUCAAAAAUGCUCUCCUUAGUGCUGACCCUCUCACGGCUGGGGAUGUUGGGAUGAUCUACGGAGCUGGAGGUGCAAGCCGUGCCGCCGUUUAUGCACUUUGCCGAGGCCUAGGAUAUGAGACGGUGUAUGUAGUCAAUAGGGACGACCAGGAAGUUGCCGACCUGAUUCAGGAUGCGAACAACUAUACCGGCCUACGGCCAAACAUCGUUCAUAUUCGCACAUUGCAGCAGGCUCAGUCGUUACCGUCACCCGACUAUAUUGUGAGCACAAUCCCGGACUUCCCAGCUCGAACAUCUCAAGAGAUUAACGCAAGGCUUAUCGUCACCGAAUUUUUGUCGAGACGUACUUCGAAGCCUGGUGUACUAUUAGACAUGUGUUAUCACCCUCUUUUCACCGAAAAUUUGAAACUUGCGAACCAUCAUGGCUGGAACGCUGCUGAAGGAGUGCAGGUCGUGGGCCAUCAACUAAAACAUAUGUGGAAGCUGUGGACUGGCAAAGAGAUCACAGAAGAGAAUGAGGCAGUAAUGUGGGAAUUACUCCAGCAGGCUGUUCGAGAUGAUCCGACAGUCGCUGGAGCCCAACCUACCGCUUCCGAAAUUGCGAGAGACCUCCACAGUCUGCCUCCUGGCUCUCGUCCGAUUGGAGUAGUGCGAAAUAAUGGGCCCGAUGCACUAACGCUUGAACGCUAUAAAUUACGAGAGCUUGCCGAAGGUUGGCCAUCGUACCGCUUUGUCUUCAGCGAUUCAUGCGAGUGGGACAACCUGAGGUCAAUAUUUCACCCUGAUGCCUAUAUUUACACCACCUGGUCAGGUAAAGUUCAUUACGAAGACUUUAUUCAAGCCUCGCAACGUGGUAUGGACAAAGGAGCGUUCAUUAUGCAUAGAUGUCACGGAAUCACCACCGAUAUAACCCUUGACGCAUUGCGAGCCGUGACGAAGAUGAAAGCAACGAUCACGCAGCGCUUCAACAUUCAAGGCGCCGAGGUUGAUGCCGAGAGCGAUUGCAGGUUCACCUUCUUCUGGACGAGACUUCCAAAUUCCAUCACGGGCGAAUCCGACUGGAAAGCUCGGUUUGUUCGUCAUUGGUAUGAGAAAGACAAAUUGAUUCCGGUCAAUCCGGCGAAAGUCCCCGUUUUGGAUGAGCAAAAGCUGGCUCAAUUCCCCUCGGGUUACAGAUACUUAGCAUACUGCCAAGAAGAAACCAUGGGUGUCAGUGUCAUAAGGGACCUCCCAGGCCACAACCGCGAGAAAGGGAUACCUGGUGGAAGUAGUAUUGCCGGUGAGAAGCAUGAUCUACUUUACUGGCAAGCGAGGGACUGGUUGGAUGGCAAAAACAUACAAUUAUGA